Messenger RNA from Colias croceus (clouded yellow), 2119 nucleotides. RefSeq names its product prostatic acid phosphatase-like. The transcript is spliced from 8 exons. The record is from RefSeq and is a predicted model, not a curated record. Gene Ontology annotation, molecular function: phosphatase activity. Lineage: Eukaryota; Metazoa; Arthropoda; Insecta; Lepidoptera; Pieridae. Gene Ontology annotation, biological process: dephosphorylation. Bases 235 to 1497 code for a protein of 420 amino acids.
AGACUUGAGUAGAUGAUUUGUCAUUUGUUCUCUAAAGUUUUGUCAUCAGUGUGGUCAUCAGCUGAAAUUAUAAAUACUGCAUUUGAAUUUUUUUUACUUUCAUAAAAUCUUCCUUCGAAAGACUAUCAUUAGUUAUUAACUGUUGCUUUAUUAUCUCGCUUCUAAUGGAGACUUAUCAGAUUAUAUAAAUUAUAGUCACUACUUAGUUAAAAUAAUAACAGUACUUUCGUUAAAAUGAUCAAAAUAUUAGCGUUGUUUACCGUUUUUCUUGUGUCUUCUUUUGGCGACAAUACGCUGCAGUAUGCUGCAAUUAUAUUUAGACAUGGUGAUAGGACGCCUGUUGAUACUUACCCAACAGAUCCCUGGCGUAAUCAAUCUUUUUGGCCUGUAAAAUUCGGAGAACUAACUAAUAUUGGUAAAAAACAACAUUAUGCAUUAGGAAAAUGGCUCCGACACCGUUAUGCGAAUUUAAUAUCUGAGGAUUUUGAUCCGACUGAGGUGUAUGUAAGAUCCACAGAUGUUGAUCGUACUCUGAUGUCUGCCCAAGCAAAUCUGGCUGGUCUUUACCCACCUACAAAUAAAUCAACGUGGAAUGAUAACUUGAUGUGGCAGCCGAUACCUGUACACACAACACCAGAACAUGAAGAUGAAUUAUUGGCAAUGAAAAGACACUGUGAUCCUUAUAUCAAGGAAAAAAAUAAAUACUACAAUUCUAAAGCAUUUAAAGAUCGGCUGAGCAAAUAUCAAAGCCUUAUGGACUACCUAACCGCAUACACGGGAAGGAAAGUAAAAACCUAUGAAGAUAUCUCAUCCAUUUACAGUGUGUUAAAAAUAGAAAGUUUGUACAACUUUACAUUGCCAAAAUGGACUAAAACUGUUUACCCUCAUAAAUUGAGGGAACCAGCUUGUUAUGGGUUUUCGAUAGCUACUGGUACAUCCUUAAUGGCGCGUCUUAUGAUUGGGCCGUUACUACAACAAAUUAUGAAAAAUAUGCAAGCCGCUAUUGCCAAUGCGCCCAAUCAUUUAAAAUUCUCCAUAUACAGUGGCCAUGAUUUUACAAUUGGCAAUGUUUUGAAUGGUCUUGGUGUAUUUGAUGGAAACUGCCCGGAAUAUACUUCAACCAUAUUUUUUGAACUUGUUCAGGAUAACUCAUCUAUGGAACACUUUAUUCGUGUUUCAUAUAGAAACAGUAGUGAAAUUGUAGAACCAAUAAUAUUAAAUCUCCCGCAUUGUGACAAACUAUGUCCAGUUAAAAGAUUUAAGAAAUUGUAUGAAAACAUACUUACUGUUAAUUGGGAGAAGGAAUGUAAUGUACAGUAUCCUGGCCUCCUGACAAUUUCAAUCAUCCCUCUGGUCUUUGUGAACUGCAUUCAAUUAAUUGCAAUUAUGAUCUACUUUCAAUUUAACAACAUCUUGCCUUGGGUAGGAUUUUGGUACAGAAGAAUGCCAGUUCAACAGGCCAGCGAAGAAAUACAAGAAAAACAAAUCAUCAUAUAAAAUGAUUUACAUUGAGCUAGUAGUCUAUUUUCUGUCCAUUUUUUGUUAAAUGAACUAAAGAUCUCUUAAUUUAUUGUCGUAAAUACUAAAUAGUAUAAGAUUUUUUUAUUUUAACAUAUCCUAGAAAUUGAUUUCAUGAAAUGAUUUGGAUUUUAAAAAAUAAUAAGUUUGCUCAAUUUUUUGAAAGGAUAUAUGUAUAUCUAUAAGGAUAUCUAUAUCACCUUAAAGAGGUGGGGCAGAAAAACCGAUGAGGCUUGUAAUUUAAUAAUAAUAAUAUUGAUGUUUUCUAUAAUAAUUAAGCAACAGAGGCUCACUCAUUAGUAACAUGACUUAGGGCUGAUUUUAGAAACCUUGAUUAAAACUUAUUCUAAAGAAUAUCCUAUUAAACUGACAUUUUAAAAAUUUGUUCUAUUUGCCUUUCUUUUGAUAUUUUACAGGCAACAUUUUAAUAUCAUCAUACAAUAUUUUAAUGGAUAGAUAAGUUUUAACCGAGGAUUGUAAAACUGGCCUUAAAUGUAGACAACAAUAAAUGAUUCUUAAGACAUUUAUACAUCUUUUUUAAAUGUGAUUUGUAUUUUAAUACAUAUAAAUAUUUCUAUAAUUAAAUAAAGAAAUAAAAAUU